Fraxinus pennsylvanica is the source of this 1431-nucleotide messenger RNA. Lineage: Eukaryota; Viridiplantae; Streptophyta; Magnoliopsida; Lamiales; Oleaceae. The record is from the annotation of a GenBank genome assembly.
AUGCUGUGUAAAGGGCCAGCAGUAGCCUCUCCUUUCUUGAAUUCCCGUAAGCUUUUUUCCAGGAAAAUCCUAUUCAUUUCAAGCCCAGCAUUUUACAAUUCUUUGAGGCCUGUAAUUCAAUGGAAGUCUGUUAGGAGUAGUACCUCUAGAAGAAUGGCUUCAAGAGUUGUUACUCCUCGUGCUCUGCGGAGAAACUCAGAGACCCCGAUCAACUUAUCGACUCUGUGGAAACUUUUAUUUUUGAUUGUGAUGUGGGAGGACUCUCUAGAUGAAAAAUAUUCUCAUAUUUUUUAUGAAGAGCGAUGCAAAGCAAGCGAUGGAGAGCAGCGUGAGUCUGUUUCCACGAAUGAUGAUGGUUUAUAUGAGCUGGAAGGUUAUAACCCACGUCUUUCGGAUAUAAUCUCCAGUGACUUCAUUGAUGAUCUCCCAUUCGACAACAACUACAACAUGAGCCUCACUGACUGUGAGGACAAAGAUGCUAUAAUUACUUGGGUAAACAAGAAGACAAUCCCUGCUUUGUAUAACAUCACAACGACAGAGGAGGUGAUUGGUAGUGCAAUAGCUAUCAAGAUUUUGAGCCAUGGGUUAUUGCCUCUGUGGGCUGGUGUCAUCAUCACUGCUCGACUGGAUGAAUAUCAUUCAAAAUUCAAAUGGGACACUACAGUAUCUCUUCUGAUGCCUUAUCACAAAAAUCAGGCUCUGUCAUUGCUGGAGCAUAGCAUCCCAAAUGAGUACUUGGCUAGCCAUCUUCCCACAUGGUUAAAAGGACUUCAUGCAGUCCUUUGUGGUCGAAUACCAUUUGGUGUUGUAACAGAGUUGGUUGGGCCUACAGGGAUUGGCAAAACUCAUGAAGAUAUUUUCACAUUUGUGAGGUGGGGUUGUCAGUUUUUCGGAUUUGAAAAAAUGAGUGACGAUGGAGAAGAGGAAGGGGCGAUGUUAGAGUUCACCCCAACUUGGGUGGUGGCCGCCGUAUGUACAAUCAUCGUCGCCAUCUCCCUCGCUGCCGAGCACUUUCUCUAUUAUGCCGACAAGCCGAGCACCAUCUUCGUCGCCUGCGAGUACCAGCCCUCUCUCUCUAUCCCUAAUUUCAGUUGCAACCCCAUCUUCGUCGCCUGCGAGCUCCAGUUUUUGGUAAUUAACCUGGCUGCUGCUCUUCCUGUCCUUCAAGUAAGUUCGAUAUUCCUUCAAAAGGAAGUCGAUCAAGCUCCUAUUGUUGUCGACUCCAUACCACAAUCCCAAUCCAAUCUAAUUUCUGAAGAUGUAGCAGUUACUACAACAAGUCAGGCAAAGAUGGCACUGAAAAUGUUGAGGGAAAAUAGAGAGAGAUUUGACCUGGUAAUCAGUGAUGUGCAUAUGCCAGACAUGGAUGGUUUUAAGCUUUUGGAGCUUGUUGGUCUUGAAAUGAACCUGCCUGUCAUCAGUAAGUUUUGA